This is a messenger RNA of Ziziphus jujuba (common jujube), 660 nucleotides long. RefSeq lists its product as uncharacterized. The record is from RefSeq and is a predicted model, not a curated record. The transcript has a single exon. The coding region runs from base 140 to 343 and encodes 67 amino acids. Lineage: Eukaryota; Viridiplantae; Streptophyta; Magnoliopsida; Rosales; Rhamnaceae.
CGUUGCUUUUCCAGACGCUUCGGUUUUCCCGCACCUAGCAAUCAACUCCUCGCGGUCCCCAGAAAACCACACAGAGCUAAGCUAGACAGAGACCUGUUUGGGAAGGAGAAAAAUAGGAAGGGAAAAUUUCAGUAGAAAAAUGUGGAUGGUGUAUGUUUGCGAAGAGGAAGAGAAGGAGCUAGGGAGACAAGCAGCUCCGGGAUCGUGCCCUCACUGUGGGGGAAAAGUGCAGGCCAUAGAUGUGGAAACCCAGUGGAAAUUCUGUUUCCUUCCUCUCUGUUUCAAGAUCAAGCGCAAGUAUUUUUGCACCCUCUGUGCCCGACGAUUGGUCUUGUACUAUUGAAGAAAUGCAACAAAUUUCCUCACCCAAUAACCCACUUUUCAAGAAUCAAGAUCAAUGUUUCCUUUUCUUCUUCUUCUUCUUCUUCUUUUCUUUUUUCUUCUUUUUUAAUUUCUUAAUUUUGGGGGCUUUUUAAUUUGUCAAGUGCUCUUUUUUUUUCUUUUUUUUUUUUUCCCUUCUUGUUCUUGAAUCUAAUUUUGGUGUUGUGAUGGUGAUUCAGGAAAGAAGAAGGAAAAAAAAAAAGGGAUUUUUUUUUUUUUUUUUGUAUAUAAUGAUUGAAUCUAAAUAGUGGAGAUUAAUUUGUUGUUGAAUAUUGGCUA